AUGGAGAGGAUUUAUGACGCCAAAAGGUGUGUAGAGGAGAAUCGUCUGGCGUUCACGGAAUAUCUGUUAACCGGAGAGGCCGGUCAUUGGUGGAGUAGUACCAAGAUGCUGUUGGAAGAUGAACACAUCCUUAUCACUUGGGAAAUAUUCAAGAAGAGAUUUUAUGAGGAUUAUUUCCCAAAUAGUGUCCGGUUUGCCAAAGAGGUGGAGUUCCUUCAGUUAGUACAAGGGGGAAUGACGGUGUCUGAGUACGCCAACAGAUUUAAGCAACUGAUGAGAUUUUACACAAUGAGGAUGAGUGAAGAAUGGCAGUGUAGAAAAUUUGAAAAUGGACUGAGAGAAGAUUUGAAGCCAGUCAAUGCCAGCCAUUGUAUUCAAAAGUUCCUUGCCUUAGUGGAGAGAGCUAAGGUGUUAGAGAAGAAUUUAAUGGAUGCUGAGAGACGUAAGAAGCAACAACAACCAAGCUCUAAGGGACCUAUCUUUUCAAGAAAAAACCCUGGUCCUAGAGCAACCCCUUAUUCUCGGUCCAUGUCAUCCUCGGGUCCUUCAGCUUUGACCGUUCGGCCUGUUAAUUAUGCCAAACCGUCCAGUCAACCGGGGAACAUGAGUUGUUUCAUCUGUGGAGGACCCCAUUACAAGAACGACUGCCCCAGGCAAGGAAAUGUCAGAUUCUGCGUCCGGUGCAACAGGAACGGACACUGGAAGAAGGAUUGCAAUAUGGGAAAUCGAGCACUCUCAAGACCGCCGCAUGUUGGCAUAUUUCAACAUAGUGGUGGCAGAGCUCAAGCAACUGGCCGAGUCUAUGCUAUCAGAGGAACUGAAGCAUCCAGUGCAGGUAACCUCAUCACCAGCACUUGCUUAUUAUAUGGAAUGCCCUGCUGUGUGUUAUUUGAUUCGGGGGCAACACAUUCCUUCAUCUCGAAGGCAUGUGUUGAUAGACUGGGUUUGGCCGAGAGAGAGAUGCAGCUUGAUUUGGUAGUGUCAACCCCAACAGCUGGUGAGGUUAGGACGUCUACAGUAUGUGUUAGAUGCCCUAUUGAGGUAGAAGGGUACAAGUUUAAGGUAAACUUUAUAUGUUUGCCUCUUUAA
Messenger RNA from Vigna radiata var. radiata (mung bean), 1089 nucleotides. RefSeq lists its product as uncharacterized. The transcript has a single exon. Gene Ontology annotation, molecular function: aspartic-type endopeptidase activity; zinc ion binding; nucleic acid binding. Bases 1 to 1089 code for a protein of 362 amino acids. The record is from RefSeq and is a predicted model, not a curated record. Gene Ontology annotation, biological process: proteolysis. Lineage: Eukaryota; Viridiplantae; Streptophyta; Magnoliopsida; Fabales; Fabaceae.